AUGGUACCUGGUUAUCCCAUCAUUCCUGUAACUGCUUUCGUUUCGUCCGCGCUUCUUCUCUUGGUUCUCAUCAGUAGCGCCGAACGCCGAUCAUGGAACUUUGGGCUCACCGUGCUUUGCGUCUGCGUCUUCGUCGAGAACUUCUGUGGGGCUAUCGAGACCGUCAUGUGGAAGGAUAACGCAGAUGUGAAGCUGUAUACGUUCUGUGACUUCAUUAGCCGUUGGCAGAUGUUCACAGGAGUCGUGAAGCCCGCGUGUACGCUGGUCAUCACGCGCAAGCUUCACAAGGUCGCCUCUAUGGAGGGCUUGAGAUCGACGGACGGACAGAAACGAUUCGACUUGUGGUUCGAUCUGACGAUCCUGUUAUUCAUUCCUGCGAUUAUAGCUGGACCGAUAUAUUACGUCGUGCAAGGAGUCCGCUUCGUAGUCAUCGAGGGCUACGGUUGCACGAACAACCUCGACGGGUCCUUCUUGGCUAUCAUACUGAUUCAGCUAUGCAGGCUGUUCUUCCCUCUGUACUCUAUCUCAGUAUACUGUCCCCGCAUCUUCUGGACAUUCUACAAACACAACAAGAGCGUCAACCGCUUCCUCAACACAAACGGGCACGUCUCCCGCAGCCGCUUCUUCCGCGUCUUGGCCAUCGGGAGCCUCGACAUCUUCAUCACGCUUCCUCAGGGCAUACUCGUCACCGUCGACAUGUGCAUCAGUGUUGCGCUCGGUCCGCGAAAAGAAGGCUCGGGCUCAAGAUGGUAUGGCGGCUGGGAGGGCGUGCAUAGCCGAUGGGAGCCUUACUCGGUUUCCCUGCAAGAGCUAUGGGCAAGCAGGUUCUCGACGUACACCGUCAAUUAUAGCGCGUGGACCAGCAUCGUGCUGGCUUUUGCGUUGUUUGCGCUGUUUGGGCUUACGAAAGCGGCGAGGGCGUCUUAUUGGCGGAUCGUGUGCGCUAUCGCACGGGUGACUGGAUAUGAUCUGGCGCAACGGGUGACGGAACGGCCGAUGCUUUCUUCUAUGGCAUUUGGUCGGCGCACGCAGAGAACGCAGACUGGCGGUAUUGGCACACAGGUCACGGUUAUCGUCGACGUUGCGAGUGCCGUUCGGAGGGACGCAGAGGCUGGGCCUGUCCCGCUACAGCACCCACGAGCCAGCUGGGAUGCGUCAGAGCAUAGUGACGUCUCCACACUUCCAUCAUACAGGACAAGCAUUGACUCUCACAAGACACCAGCUCCUAGCUACGAUGGCCACGAAAACGUCACGGCUUCCUCCGGGUCGUCGACCCCGACGUACCACGCAAAUCCUAUUGAUCCGUCUAGCCAUGUAUGA
This is a messenger RNA of Peniophora sp. CBMAI 1063, 1320 nucleotides long. The record is from the annotation of a GenBank genome assembly. Lineage: Eukaryota; Fungi; Basidiomycota; Agaricomycetes; Russulales; Peniophoraceae.